AUGGACCACGUCGCUCUGCUCAAGCAAUUCAUUGGCAUGUGCCAAUCGAAUCCGGCAAUUCUUCACUCCCCGGAGUUUGGUUUCUUCAGAGACUACCUUGUCUCUCUUGGAGCCACUCUUCCACCAAAGCCGGAGACUCCAGCUCCGGAAGGAAAGUGCCCAAUGGGUGGAGAUAAGAAAGAAGAGAAGAGGGAAGAGAAGCCUGCUGAACCGGAAAUUCCAAAACCAGCUGAGAUUCCAUUCCCAGAAAUCGACAAUGAGGGAGUUAUCGAGCCAGAAGAGGCUGUUGCUCUUCCGAUGGGAGAUUCCAACAAAGCUCCAUCUGAUGAAGACGUUGAGAAAGCUUCUGAAGAGAGAGGAAAAGCUCAAGAGGCGUUGGGCAACGGAGAUUUCGACGCGGCUCUCACCCAUUUCACGGCUGCUAUCGAAGCCAACCCAGGAUCGGCUAUGCUCCAUGCCAAGAGAGCAAGUGUGCUCCUCAAAUUGAAGCGCCCAAUCGCAGCCAUCGCUGAUUGCGACAAAGCCAUUUCGAUCAAUCCAGACUCUGCUCAAGGAUACAAAUUCCGUGGACGCGCCAACCGUCUUCUCGGAAAAUGGGUCGAGGCCAAGACCGAUUUGGCUACUGCUUGCAAACUUGAUUAUGAUGAUGAUGCAAACGAGUGGCUCAAAGAGGUUGAACCAAAUAGAAGUUCUACAGUAUCAUUCUUGGCUGAAUAA
Caenorhabditis briggsae is the source of this 717-nucleotide messenger RNA. It is a transcript of the gene Cbr-hip-1, whose product is annotated as Protein CBR-HIP-1. The record is from RefSeq and is a predicted model, not a curated record. Gene Ontology annotation, molecular function: Hsp70 protein binding; protein dimerization activity. Lineage: Eukaryota; Metazoa; Nematoda; Chromadorea; Rhabditida; Rhabditidae. The transcript has 4 exons. Bases 1 to 717 code for a protein of 238 amino acids.